AUGCUUCUCUUUGUAUAUCGACGCCUGCCGUCGUCGUUGCUACUGCUGACAAGCCUCCUCCCCUUCCUCCUUCCUCACAGUAUUGUUGAUAGCAAUUACAGCUCGCACUUUCCUUCUUCUCUACACCAACCGACCGACCACAGCUAGUUAUUUUGGGGUCAACUGCAUUUCAAUGAAAUCUCAAAAUGAUGGUCUGCCACUCUAUGAUGAACUUUGCAACAAUAACAACAGUUCCAGAUACUUUGUGGAUGAUUUUGGAUUAAUAAUUACUAACAGCUUUAUGUAUGACAUCCCCCCACUAAAUAAUUGAUUACUAGAAUUCCUUGUCAAAAAGGACACUUAGCAAAUUUGAAUCAUGGCUUUGUAUGGAAAUUACCAUUUUACAGUAUGUCUACAAAAGCCACCAGAAAGAAGGACUCAGAGGGAUCUGGAUAUCAUUUACUCUUACCUCCAUGGAAUGGAAGCAUUGUCCUUAUCAAGAGAAUCGGCACUGAAAGCUCUCUGCCGAACUGUUCGCUAUGAACACCACGAUGCUAAUGAAAUCUUGUAUUGUCAGGGGGAAUUAAGCACCUGUUGGUACAUCUUGUUAUCUGGAUCAGUCUUUAUUGAAGGUUCAAUGUUUCUUCCAAGAAGCAGUUUUGGCAAACGUCCUCCAGGAUGUACACGGCGGACCAGCGAGUGCCUUACUUUGGAGCCAUCGGAAAUGAUUGUGAUUGGUUAUCCUGAUGUUCACCUUCUGAAAGGUGGAUCCCAACAACAACAACAGCAACAACAACAACAACAACAUCAACAACAACAGCACCAACAACAGCAGCAACAACAACAACAACAACAACAACAGCAGCAGCAACAACACCAACUUCCACAACAGCAGCAGCAGCAACACCACCAACAACAUCAUCCCCACCAUCACCACCACCAACAACAACAACAGCGGCACGGUGGAGGUGCCAUUAUGAAUGUACCUCCAGAGCAUUCUGUGGCUGGAGUUGACCCCAAUAUGAAGUUUAAUCGAAUGCAUUCCGACUCUAGCACUGACCAAAUGGCUCCAGAAUAUUCCAACCAUCUCACUCGGCUGGCUGACCAGUGUUUGAGGGAAAGUUGGUUGAAGCGGAAUUCUCGGGCAAGUGACACGUCAAGUGCAUACUCUGGGUCAGAUGUAAUGCAAUCCUCGAUAGAUGGGCAGGAAAAUGUUGACCUCGAGUACAGCGGCCUGACAGAAAGCAUGGUAGAUUCUGAUGAAGAAGAAGGUUAUGGAGAAUCUUCAGAGCGAUUUGAUCUUUUCCAGGAGCUCUAUACAACACGAGAUAUUGUGUACGAGAGUCUGAAGAAAGAUCCAGACAAGAGGACUGAAGAUGAUAUUGAAACACUUUUGGAUUUUAUGAGACACUUUUCUGCUUUUGCAAACAUGACACUGGCCACACGGCGGGCUCUGUGUGCAGUCAUGGUUUAUGCACAAGUAAAGGAGGCUGGCACUCAAGUAAUGAAAGAUGGAGAAAUGCUCGACUCUUGGUCUGUGAUUCUCAAUGGAGAAGUAGAAAUUACAUACUUAGAUGGGAACAAAAAGAUUUUAACAAUGGGAAACAGUUUUGGUGUUUCUCCUUCUCUGGAUGUACAAUUGAAUAAUGGUGUCAUGGUAACCAAAGUUGAUGACUGCCAAUUUGUCUGCAUUGCACAAGAUAAAUAUUAUAAUAUCUUACAUGAGGGUGAAGAAAACACAAGAAAGCAUGAGGAACAAGGCCAGGUUGUCAUGGUUACUGAACACCGUGUAUUAGAUGGUUUAAACAGAAAGGGACAUAUUGUUAUCCGCGGGACUUCUGAACGUCUGAUGCAACAUUUAAUCGAGGAGGAAAAUUCUUCAGUCGACCCUACCUACGUUGAAGACUUCCUUUUAACAUAUCGUACAUUCCUCAGUAGUCCAACAUUUCUGGCCAAUAAGUUAUUGUCUUGGUUCAACAAUAAUGAACUUGGAAAAUCCAAUCUCAAGAUGAAGGUUGCCAGAGUGGUGUUAUUGUGGGUGAACAAUCAUUUCAAUGAUUUUGAAAUGGAUGCAGUUAUGUGUGAAUUUUUGGAGCAAUUUGAAAAUUUAUUGGUCCAAGAGAAAAUGAAUAGUCAACUGCAUCUUUUGGAGUUGGCAUGUUCCAGCAAAGCACACCCAAGAACAGUAACUCUAACGCGAGCAACUAGAGAAGAGAUUUUAAAUUUUCUCAUUAUUGGUGGACUAGAAAGAGGUGCUGGAAUCUUUGUAACACAGGUUGAGAAAGGAUCAAAAGCCUACGAUGCUGGUCUGAAAAGAGGGGACCAGAUUUUAGAAGUAAAUGGUGUCAACUUUAUUAAUGUACCUCACAGUAAAGCACUUGAAAUAUUAAAAGGGGCCACUCAUUUAUCUAUCACUGUAAAGUCAAAUCUUUUGGAAUUUAGAGAACUUCUAACUGAAAAGAAACGAUCCAGUGGCAUGAAAGAUGAACCAAUUAAAUUGUAUACAGAUCACAAACAGAGGCUUUCAGCACCUGAUUUAGAAGCAUCUUUGGCUCCAGCCAUUUCUUCUGUAAAAGAGAAGAAAAAUGACAAGAAAGAAAGAGGUUUUAUGACAAUGACUUAUAAGCCGAAGAUCCGGAAGGCUUUGAUGAAAAUGAAUUUCAUCCCAAAGCUGAACAGCAGUGAUAACAGUAUGAACCAUUCAGAUGAAAGCUUAUAUACAAAACCUUCUCGCAAGUCUUCCACGUCAUCUUCUACGUCAUCAUCAACUGCUGGAAUGUCUAGCCAUCUGUCUAUCAGCAACCCUGAUUUAUCAGUUUCUGGUUUAACAGAUGAUCCAAAGACAGACUUUCCGGACCAUGUCCUUAAAAUCUAUCGCUCGGAUCAAUCCUUCAAAUAUCUUACAGUUUACCGGGAAACUGAUUCAAGAACUGUUGUGAUGCUGGCAUUGCAAGAGUUUGGGAUUACUGACCCAAGUCGAAAUUAUUGCUUGUGUGAAGUAACAGUAACUCCUGAAGGGUUAACUAAACAGAAGAGGUUACCAGAACAAUUACAAAAUCUCCAUGAAAAACUUGGACUUAACAGCAGAUAUUACUUGAAAGACAACAUAAGUACAGGUACUUUGGUACCUGAAGAAAUGAUGGGCGAAUUAAUCAAAGAAUCUCAGAUUAGCCUGUUACAGCUAAAUACCAUGGAACUUGCUUCUCAAUUGACCCUGUCUGACUUUGAAGUGUUCCGUGAGAUUGAACCAACAGAAUACAUUGAUGAUAUCUUUAAAAUAAAUUCUAAAUUUGGCUGUCAUAACAUUAGAAGAUUUGAAGAACUUGCAAACCGGGAAAUGUUUUGGGUGGUAUCGGAAGUCUGCAGUGAAACCAAUCCUGUUAAACGAAUGAAAAUAUUAAAGCAUUUCAUCAAAAUAGCGAAACAUUGCAAAGAUUGUAAAAACUUCAAUUCUAUGUAUGCCAUCAUUGGGGGUCUUGGACAUGGUGCAGUAUCAAGACUUAGGAACACAUGGGAUAAACUACCCAAUAAAUAUCAGAAGAUGUUUCAGGAUCUUCAAGAGUUAAUGAAUCCUUCACGUAAUAUGGCCAAGUACAGAACCUUGAUUAGUCCUGAAAAUACACAACCCCCAAUGUUGCCUUUCUUCCCCGUUAUCAAGAAAGAUCUGACAUUUAUUCACUUUGGCAAUGAUUCUAUGGUAGAUGGCUUAAUCAAUUUUGAGAAAUUGCGUAUGAUUGCUAAAGAAAUCCGCCAUAUAUGUGACAUGUGUUCUGCACGAUAUGAUGUAAGCAAUAUGUGUCUGAAUGCACACACUGUCUAUGGCAGUUCAACUAUCUCAGGUGUUGCAACACUUAAAAGAACUAAAAACAGAAGAGGAUCAGCAGUGCCGAAUGCUAAAAAGAUGUAUGAGGAGGCUCAGAUGAUCAAACGUGUUAAGUCGUACUUGAAUAAAAUGCCAGUGAUAACUGAUGAAGACAAAUUGCAGGAGUUGUCCCUUCAGUGUGAACCUCCUCCAACUCGUCGGAGAGACACUUCUCCUGCGCUCAACGUUGCUAACUCCAGUGGCGUUACAAUAAAUGCUAAUGAUGAAAAACGUUCAUAUCCUGUUGGUCCAAAGUUUGGUGCUCAUCUCAUGCAUCGCUGUUCCCCUGGGUCUCUAAGUGCUUUGCAAUUUCUUCCUGGAAUCUACCCUUUUAUAAAGGAUUCAAAAAGUGAUAGCAGUUCCGAGUCUCCUGAGGCUGUCCGAAAACUUCUGGCUUUAUCUAAUAAAGUCCGCCCACACAACCCUAAACAACACCAUCCCCCCACUCCUCUUACUAGUCCUAUAACUCCACGACGACCUACCUCACCAAGGCAAACCAGGUCCGUUCCGGUGCUCCUUUCUCACGAGAGUUCUUCUGUCAACAGUAUGAGUAAUUUAACUCGCAAACCUAGUCGAACGGGUUCAAUAGGUUCAUCUGAAUCUGCAAGUCCAACUAGUAGUCUGAACAGCUACCAGCACCAGUACGAAACUGAUUCUGGACACAACAGCAUUGCUUCCUCCAACUUUGAUAGUCGCAGCACCAGCUCGAUUGGCUCGUCCAACUCUCCAACUCCAGCUAGACGUAUCAAUCAUGUUCCACAGAGCGCAGUUCUUCCAACAUUAACCUAUCAAGCUCCAUCACCACCAGUUAUUGUGGCAUCCGUCAUGCCACCGUCUCCCACCUCUUGCUUGUUUCCCUCUCAAGUACAGCAACCACAUCUUGGCACCAACAUCCCGCGUCCACCACUGCCACCAUACCAUGUUGCAGUGCAGAGUGCUUCAAUGAACUCUUCAGCUUAUAGUCACUGCAUCCAACAGACAUACACGAACAUGCGUCGGCCACCCUUGCCUGACUACCAUUCUGCUACCCAAAUGGCUCAUCUUGCACGCCAGAAACAAACUUGGCAAUUGGAACGAGCCCAUUCACAUGAAGGGGUGAUAGGAUACUACAAUGAGGAAGAAUUUGAGGCAACUGAGGACGGCAGUAAUAAUGCUUGUCCUGCUGACAACAACACAAAUUCUUCAGAUCAUUCCUCCCCCCUCAUUGAAGUUGAUGAAGAACAAGUUUCUGCUGUCUGAGAUGGACAUUUUCUUGGGUGCAGCGUCUUGAGGCAUUUCUCAACUCGACACUAUCAUAAUAAUUUUUAUCUGAAAUGAAUCCUCUGUAGAAUAAAAAAAAGUUUACUGGUAUGGAUAUUAAAACAGAUCUGACAGUUUUUCCAGAAAGUCUAACUUUAUAGUUCCUCAUCACAUGUUGACCAGUUGUGAUUGGCUAUUUACCUUACUGACUUCAAAAUACGGCUACUGUUAUGUCUUUGGUCAUUAGCUAUCUCACCUUUCCUGUCACUAUUUAUAAAUUUCACUAGAUUGCUGAUAUCAAUUUUGCAGCAAAUGAACACAUUACAUUAUCAGCCAUCAAUUAUGCUUGAAAACUAAGGAGAAAUUCAAGUUUAUUUUGUAUAUUUUUAGAUAUAUCUUCUCUCUUUUUAACGAAUAUAAACUUCAUUGAACAGAAACUGAAGAGAAAAUCAGUUCAGAUCGGAAUUAUUUGUUUCAUUCAUCCAGACAACAUAGCCAAUAUAAAACACAUCUAUUUUCAAAUAGUUCUGGUUUCUUCAUCUUUCUCCCAUCAUUCAGUAACAUUUAUGGAAAAAAAAAUAAAAAUAAAUAAAAAAAUUCUUAGCCUGAACACUAUUUGGUAAAAAAAAACAACAAAAAAACAAACAAAAACAAAACAGAAUUCUCUUCAUUUGUGUAUUAAUAACUUAAUUUCAAGACCUUGUUUUGAAAUUUGUAACAGAAAAAUAUUUAAAGAAAAGAACUCUAUAUUGUUUGCACUGAUUAAAGAAUCGGUUUUUACAAGGAAGGAGUUAAGAAAAAAGAAGAAAGAAAAAUAAAAGUAAAAAAAAAAAAAAAUGGGAAAUUCUCAGAAGUAUGGAUAUGUAGAACUAAUAUAUUAUUUAUCCCAUUAUGAAACUUAUGUUAAUUUUAGGUCUAUCUGCUGCAGUUUUGCCUCUACAUCACUCCUCUCUCAUCUGCUCAGUUGACCUAGCAGGAAGUUUUGGAACAACAUUUGCUGCUAUUUAAAAAACAGUUUAAAAAAAAAAAAAAAAAAAAAUCUGCUUU
Molecule: messenger RNA, 6127 nt
Organism: Octopus bimaculoides (California two-spot octopus)
Lineage: Eukaryota; Metazoa; Mollusca; Cephalopoda; Octopoda; Octopodidae
Product: rap guanine nucleotide exchange factor 6
Biological process (GO): Ras protein signal transduction
Cellular component (GO): plasma membrane; apical plasma membrane
Molecular function (GO): protein binding; guanyl-nucleotide exchange factor activity
Source: RefSeq, a predicted model, not a curated record